This is a messenger RNA of Dendroctonus ponderosae (mountain pine beetle), 1223 nucleotides long. RefSeq lists its product as uncharacterized. NCBI's taxonomy places the organism in Eukaryota, Metazoa, Arthropoda, Insecta, Coleoptera, Curculionidae. The transcript has 2 exons. Bases 112 to 1167 code for a protein of 351 amino acids. Gene Ontology annotation, biological process: sensory perception of taste. The record is from RefSeq and is a predicted model, not a curated record. Gene Ontology annotation, cellular component: axon; dendrite; membrane.
CCAAUUAAACAAUUACUUUAUUUUUCCACAACAACGUUUCGCAUUACAUGCAAUCCAUCAAUAAACCCCCAGUUUAGUUCGAGUUUCAGCUGAAUCAAGUGCUUAGUUGAAAUGGCGCACUAUUCGGCCGUAGUGUUGACUCUGAACAACGUGUUUAUUCUGUUCCCGCCAGUCAAAGGCAGCAGUUCACGUUGUUUCGCACUGUUCCGGUGCUUUUCCUGGCUAUUUCUAGCUUUUGCCGCCAUAACGGGUGGCCCAAUGUCCAUCAUCAUCAAGGACCAAGUUUUUAGCAAUGUGGCCACUAUUCAUAAGGUCAUCUACGAUGUAUCGGCCAUGCUGCUCUUCAUUACCAACAUUUAUUUAUCGGGUGUUUCCAUUCUGAGGCAUCGCAAACUUUCGCAGCUACUGGAAGACGUUCUGGUAGACAUCAGCAAUGGAUCCACGUUUCUGAUCAAUUUUGCUGCCUUCAUCCUCAUCCACCUGGUCAACACCUUGUUCAUCCUGGUAACCCAGCUGGAAAGAACUGACAACAUCUGGUACCAGAUGACUAUUCUCUUUGUUGAUGGCUACAUGACCUUUCGGGUGAUCACCGGGCUCUUCAUCAUUUUUCUCAUCAUCAAUGAUGCGAAGAACAAAUUGGCCGAGUUGAAUGAGAAAUUGCUUAGAUCCACCACUGCCACCUCCAUCCGGCAUUGGCGUUACCGUCACAACAAUCUUUGCGAUCAUCUGCACAACAUCAAUAGUCUUUUCGGCGUUGUUCUGCUGCUGAUCAUCUUCUACUUCAUCACGACGUUUCUACGGCAUGCCGUAUUCAUCAGUGUCCAUUCUGAGGCCAAUCUGGUGGUGGCAGUGCGAUGUCUAUGGAUUAUCUCUUAUGGGUUUCAAGCAAUCUACUUGGGGUAUAUGGGUGAGCAAAUAGUGAAGGAAUCGCAAAAAACCGUCGCCAUUGGCUACAAGCAAAUCUGCCAGUGGUCCCGCUUGAAGAUUCCCGACCAAUCGAGCGAGAUCUUCCUGCUGACGCAGCAGGCCUUCAACCGGAUCACCCGAAUAUCGGCGGCCGGAUUCUUCAACGUCGAUAACUCCAUGAUUCUCUUCAUCUUGACGACGUUCUUCACAUAUUUCAUUGUAGUCACUCAGCUGAUGGCCGGAGGAAGAAAACCUACAUAGUUUAAUAAAUUUCUAUUUACAAGCCAUUGUAUGUAUUAAAAAGCGAUAUAGCUUCA